AUGGAGCCCACGGCAACUCUCCGAUCCUCUAUGACCCAUCCGUACCUGACCAGUAAGUUCCAGGUGGGGUCUGCCAAGAGUGACAAGAUCAAUUACACCUUGGCACAGAAAGUUUUCCACAGUGGAGACGUGCCGCACGAGGUGCUCGAGUCCAAACGAGCUGUCCAAAAAAGGAAACAGCCAAACAUCUUGGGCACUGAAAAGCGCGACUGGAACUCCUCAACCAUUGCCGAUCAAAAGAUUCAGAAGGAUGUUCACAAGGACUUGAAACGCCAUUUACUUCAAGUCCGAGCUGGACUCCAUGACGAGAAGAUUCUCAAGCCAUGCAAAGCUCACACCGAUGAGGCGAUCGUCGAACGUCAUAAGUUCAUUGUGGCACUCACUGGCCAGGGGCCAGUUGGCAAGCUGUCAGGCAGGUGGUUCAAUGCAAUCGACGAGCGCGGCCUGCCAGCCCACUGCAUCGCCGAUCAUUGGAGUGACUGGAAUUCUUCUUACAGCACUCACACCAAGGAGGACGUCGUCCAGGCCCAUGCGGUGGUGCAGCAGAAGGAUGACCGUCGCAGGCGCAUGAUGGGCAAGGAGAGCAAGCUGAACAAGGAUGCUUACGUCAAUCCUACGAAGGCCAUCACCAACAUGAACGACAGACUUCGUGAGCGGAAGGUGGACUUCCAGGAUCUGAAGGACCAGUUCAAGCGAGAACUCAAAGUGGAGUUCCCUCAAGCUUCUGAAGAGCGGCUUCAAGCCAUGGCGCAGAGGCUGCUCAAUGAAAAGCUCCUGGCUGACGAGAAGAUGUCUCGGUUCCCUGUGCAGCAUGAAAGCUUCCGGCCAAACCUUUCUUUGACGACCCAGGACCGCAGGUACAAGGAGCACUUCCACCCUGGGACGUUCGUGUGGAACGAGGCAGAGAAGCGGGAGGCGUGGACUUGCUGCUUGAACUUCGACGCCGACUCUCGCGGCUGCGAGUCGCGCGUGGUGAACCCGGACGCCUGGAGCUACCAGGGCUUCGAGCGCGCGUCGGCAUGA
Symbiodinium sp. CCMP2456 is the source of this 1023-nucleotide messenger RNA. The record is from the annotation of a GenBank genome assembly. NCBI's taxonomy places the organism in Eukaryota, Dinophyceae, Suessiales, Symbiodiniaceae.